Messenger RNA from Saitoella complicata NRRL Y-17804, 3042 nucleotides. Its product is annotated as trypsin-like serine protease. Gene Ontology annotation, molecular function: serine-type endopeptidase activity; protein binding. Gene Ontology annotation, biological process: proteolysis. The record is from RefSeq and is a predicted model, not a curated record. The transcript is spliced from 3 exons. Bases 58 to 3042 code for a protein of 994 amino acids. Lineage: Eukaryota; Fungi; Ascomycota; Saitoellomycetes; Saitoellales; Saitoellaceae.
CAGCAUUCAUCCCCUACAACAAACCCGUCCGUCAUUACCAAAUCAGAACCAAUUGCAAUGGCCAACGACGGUGUCUCCGCUGCUGCUUCAACAAUCCCGACAAAGCGUCGCAGGACGAACUCCAUGGACAAGAACGUGGGGCAACAUAGACCCAGGGAUGAUGAUCAAGAUACACCCAUGCCCGAAGCGGCACCUUAUGAGAAUGGAUCGAGUAAGGCGGAAACCAUCGAGAAAGUGGUCAAAUCCGUCGUUUCGAUCCGGUUCUCGCAAGUCUCCGCGUUCGAUACCGAGGGACCUGAGACGUCUGAAGCUACUGGGUUCAUCGUGGAUGCAGAGAGAGGCUACAUCCUUACCAAUCGACACGUUGCAUGCGCCGGUCCUUUCGUCGGACAUGCUAUCUGCGAGAACCACGAAGAGGUGGAGGUCUUCCCCGUCUACCGCGACCCGAUCCACGAUUUCGGUAUUCUCAAAUUCGACCCAAAGGCAAUCAAGUACAUGCCCGUCAUCGCACUCCCCAUCCGUCCAGAACUCGUGCGCGUCGGGUUGGAGAUCAGAGUCGUAGGUAACGACGCCGGAGAGAAGCUUUCCAUCCUUGCUGGUUUCAUCUCCCGAACGGAUCGUAAUGCGCCGGAGUAUGGUGACCUCACAUACUGUGAUUUCAACACAAACUACAUCCAAGCUGCUGCGUCCGCGACGGGUGGAUCUUCGGGUUCGCCGGUUAUCGCGCUCGACGGAUCCGUUGUUGCGUUACAAGCUGGUGGACGGACUGCCGCCGCUACUGAUUUCUUCCUGCCGCUUGAUCGUCCAUUGAGGGCGUUGCAGUGCAUUCAGCAGGAAAAGCCGAUUACGCGUGGUACCAUCCAAACCCAAUUCCUCCACAAACCCUUCGAUGAGUGUCGUCGUCUCGGACUCUCCGCUGAGACUGAAGCCGAUGUCCGUGGGAAGUUCCCAGAGGAGAUCGGAAUGUUGGUAGCGGAAGUCGUCCUCGAAAGCGGACCCGCGUGGGAUAGUCUCCAGGAGGGUGAUAUCCUCAUCUCCCUCAACGGCCAGCUAUGCACGAAAUUCAUCCCCCUCGAAAGCACACUUGACGAAUCUGUCGGCAAGGACGUCGAGAUCGUCGUUCAGCGUGGUGGACAGAACUUGACUUUCCAACUCACUGUCGGUGACAAACACGCCAUCACACCCGACCGCUACGUCGAGUUCUCCGGUGCGAAAUUCAAUAAUUUGUCGUACCAACUCGCGCGAUCAUACGCGAUUCCUGUACAGGGUGUCUACGUCUGUGAACCCGCGGGUGCAUUCCGUCUCGAUGGCCCAGACCACGGUUGGAUCGUCGAAUCAGUCGACCACAAACCCGUUCCAGACCUCGAUACCUUCAUUACCGUCGUUCGCGAGAUCCCGGAUCGCGCUCGCGUGGUCGUUCAAUACAGGAGUAUCCACGAUAUGCACUCCAUCUCCACCUCUGUCGUCCAAAUCGACCGUCAUUGGUCCGCCUCCUUCCGGUUGGCGGUAAGGAAUGACAAAACGGGAUUAUGGGACUUCACGGACCUCGGAAAGCCUAAACCGCCGGUUGAGUUGAACCCGAGGACGGCGAGGUUCGUGCAGAUGGAUAAGAGUCUUGGCGCAGCGGGGAGUUUGGUCAAGAGUUUCGUGAAGGUGCAUUAUUAUAUGCCCUGUCGCCUUGACGGGUUCCCGCGGUCGAGGAAGAGUGGAACGGCGUUGGUUGUCGAUAAGGAGAGGGGGUUGUGUGUCGUUUCUCGCUCGAACGUGCCGUUUGAUAUGGGUGAUCUCAGUCUCACCUUUGCGGACUCCAUCAUCGUACCCGGAAAAAUUGUCUUUUUGCACCCGACGCAGAAUUUCGGGUUUAUUCAGUACGAUCCGAAGUUGAUCGGUGAGACGCCCGUCGAGCAGGCACAGUUCUCGGAGAAGGAGAUUGAGCAGGGACAUACCGUCUCUUUCGUCGGGUUUAACCACAAUAAUAGGAUUGUUGCGACGAAGACUUCGGUUGCUGAUGUCACUGCCGUCACGAUUCCGCAGAACUCGACGCCGAGGUUCAGGGCCGUUAACUUGGAUUCUAUCUCUGUUGAUUCGAAUUUGGCGGCACAGUGUGGUUCUGGAGUCCUCGCUGAUGAGGAAGGAAAGGUUCAGGCACUUUGGCUCACAUACCUUGGUGAACGCACCCAGAGCGGACAUGAUACGGAGUAUAGGAUGGGAUUGCCGAUUGGGGCUAUCUACCCCGUUUUGGAGCGAUUGAAGCAGGGGAAGAAAGUCAAUUUGAGGAUAUUGGGGGUGGAGUUGUUUAGUGUGCUCAUGAGUACCGCACGUAAUAUGGGAUUGUGCGAUGAAUGGGUCAGGAAAGUCGAGGAGGCGAAUCCUGUUCGUCAUCAGUUGUUCAUGGUGAGGAGAGUCGAGGCGGGCUAUGAGCGCGUUUUGGAGGACGGUGAUUUGAUUUUGGCGAUUAAUGGACAGACGAUCACUAGGACUCGCGAGUUGGAUGUGCAGUAUGAUAAUGAGGUGUUGGAUAUUACUGUGUUGAGGAAGAGUGAGGUCGUGGAAUUGAAGGUCCCAACGUUGAGUGCUGAUACGCUCGAGACUGAUCGUGUCGUGUUCUGUUUUGGUGCGCUGUUGCAGCCCCCGCACCACGCCGUUCGUCAACAGAGCAAGAAGUUGCAUUCCGGGAUCUACAUUUCGGGUCGUUCUAGGGGAUCUCCGGCGUAUGAGGGAAGUGGAGGCGGGUUGGUCCCUACGAUGUGGAUUACGCAUGUUGAUGAGACUCCGACACCCGAUUUGACGACGUUCUUGGAUGUUGUUAGGCCGAUUCCGGAUAAUACGUAUGUGCGGAUCAAGACGAUGUCAUUCGAUAACGUCCCCUUCGUGAUCUCAUUGAGGAAGAGGGAGCAUUACUUCCCGACGGUCGAGUUGGUAAAGGAUGGGAGUGCGGAGUGUGGAUGGAAGGCUAUCAAGAUUGGAAAGGAUGGUGAGGAGGAGGAGGGUAUUGUGGUUCAUGUUGAUGGACUUGUCGAGGAUCCGAUUGAGAUGAUCUGA